Molecule: messenger RNA, 1580 nt
Organism: Haliotis rubra (blacklip abalone)
Lineage: Eukaryota; Metazoa; Mollusca; Gastropoda; Lepetellida; Haliotidae
Product: ribokinase-like
Exons: 8
Coding region: 95-1021 (308 amino acids)
Biological process (GO): D-ribose metabolic process
Molecular function (GO): ribokinase activity
Source: RefSeq, a predicted model, not a curated record
CGCAUAGCGCAAUGUUCAGCGAGACUUCCGGUUCUUUUCUGUUGCUGCUCUGGAAUCUGUUACCCUAUAGUUAAGCACAUUUCUGCGAUUACAAAUGGACGUGACAGUCGUGGGAAGCUGCAUGACUGAUUUAGUCAGCUAUGCCCCAAGACAACCCAAACCAGGGGAGACUAUCCAUGGCACCAACUUUCAAAUUGGCUUUGGUGGCAAGGGGGCAAACCAGUGUGUGAUGGCUGCCAAACUGGGAGCCAAGACAGCCAUGGUUACAAAGGUUGGAGAUGAUAGCUUUGGAAAAAAUUAUAUUCAGAAUUUUAAAGACCACAACAUUAAUAUUGAUCAUGUUGGGGUGACAGCAGACGCGUCAACAGGAGUUGCACCUAUCACAGUCAGUGAUGAUGGUCAAAACUCCAUAGUGAUAGUUGCUGGUGCAAACAUGUUGUUGAGUGAACAAGACGUGGCUGCUGCCGAGCAUCUGAUCAUGACAAGCAAGGUGAUUCUGUGUCAGCUGGAGAUCCCGGUCCAGUCAACACUCACUGCUCUGAACAUCGCCAAGAAACGUGGAGUUAAAAGCAUCUUCAAUCCUGCUCCUGCUCAGGAGGGCCUUCCAUCAGAGCUGUAUUCAGACUGUGACAUAUUCUGUGCCAAUGAAUCAGAAGCAGAGAUUCUUACUGGUGAGAAGGUGUCCAGUAUAGAGGAUGCCAAGGCAGCAGCGCUUACACUGCUAAACAAGGGAUGUAACUCUGUUGUCCUUACGCUGGGGGAGCUGGGGUCAGUGUAUGUAUCACAGACAGAGCAAGAACCACAAGUUGUGCCCUGCCCUAAAGUGAUACCAGUUGACACAACAGGAGCUGGAGAUGCCUUCCUCGGAGCAUUGGCCUAUUACCUGGCCUUGUACCCCAAGAUGACUGUGCUGGAGGCGCUGACUCGCUCCAGUCGUCUGGCCUCCAUCAGUGUCCAAGCCAAGGGCACACAGACCAGCUUCCCCAGCCGGAAGCAGCUGCCGUCAGACCUGUUCCAGUGAUUUACAAUUCAUACAAAUUACACUGGAUGCCCUCGACCAAUGAUGCUAUGGCGUUAUUUUCAGUAGAUUGUUUGAGAAGGUCAUGAACAAAAGCAUGUGCAAGAAGUUAAGACAGUUGAAUGGCUAAGAUCUAUUUGUGGAACUGCAAGUUGUACAUGUACAAGCUGUAGGAUGGUGUCAGACAGACGUGUCAUCCAGAUAUGCUGUGUGUGUUGUUACAUCUACAGUGAUAUUACCCAGGACAAUGAUGUUAUCUCAGGUGAAGUAAUCAAUAUAACAUUGCUAGAUAAUCUAAUGCCGUUAUUGUCAUAUCUGUCAUGUUUCUAAUUCAUGAAAACAAUGCAGAUGAAAACUUAUGUACCUCCACUAUGGUGCCAGCACUGGUGAUUCAAAGACCAAACUCAGUUUUGCACACUUUACUCUCUUGUGAUUGUACAUACACAUGCCUUUAUCAAAAGUGUUGAAACAUAGGGGCAUUCACUUACUUUGUACAUAAAUGUUAUAGGGGAGUCAUUCACAUUGUACAUGUUUCUCCAUAAAAAUCAUCAUCACCCCUGAA